AUGUUGACAAGAGGAUUCGGAAACGUCGCAUCGAUUGGCAAAAUCGCCACAAGAGGUCUUUCAUCAUCUUUCUACCAAGACGCAUUCCAACUGUCCGACCAGCUAACUGAUGAUGAACGAUCUUUGAUGCUCUCUGCACGCGAAUAUUGCCAGGAACGACUAUUGCCACGUGUCACAGAAGCAUACAGAAAUGAGAAGUUCGAUAAAUCCCUGAUUCCUGAAAUGGGAAGUAUGGGACUACUUGGUGCACCUUAUCAAGGAUACGGAUGUGCGGGAACAUCUACAGUUGGAUAUGGACUGAUUGCUCGUGAAGUGGAGAGAGUUGAUUCUGGAUAUAGAUCAACGAUGAGUGUACAGACAAGUCUUGUUAUCGGACCAAUUUACAAUUAUGGAACUGAAGAACAAAAGGAGAAAUACAUUCCAGAUCUGGCUAGUGGAAAGAAAAUAGGAUGUUUCGGGCUGACUGAACCGAAUCACGGAUCGAAUCCUGGAGGAAUGGAGACGAAAGCAACUUGGGAUGAGACAACUAAAACCUACAAACUGAGUGGAUCAAAGACAUGGAUUUCCAACAGUCCUGUUGCUGACGUGAUGGUUGUUUGGGCUAGAAGUUCAAGACAUGGAAACAAGAUCAAGGGAUUCAUUUUGGAAAGAGGAAUGAAGGGAUUGACGACUCCAAAAAUUGAAGGAAAACUCUCUUUAAGAGCUUCAAUCACUGGACAGAUUGCUAUGGAUGAUGUUCCAGUUCCAGAGGAGAAUCUUCUUCCAAAUGUUGAAGGUCUUGCAGGACCAUUUGGAUGUUUGAACAAUGCUCGUCUCGGAAUUGCAUGGGGAGCUCUUGGAGCUGCUGAGGAAUGUUUCCAUCUUGCCCGUCAAUACACACUGGAUCGUCAUCAAUUCGGAAGACCACUGGCACAAAAUCAAUUGAUGCAAUUGAAAAUGGCUGAUAUGCUCACUGAAAUCUCUUUAGGCCUUCAAGGAUGUCUUCGUGUGUCGCGAUUGAAAGACGAAGGCAAAGUUCAGCCAGAGCAGAUCUCGAUUAUCAAAAGAAAUUCAUGUGGAAAGUCACUGGAAAUUGCACGAAAAGCUAGAGACAUGCUAGGAGGAAACGGAAUUGUCGACGAAUACCAUAUUAUGCGUCAUAUGGUCAAUCUGGAAACUGUCAACACUUACGAAGGAACUCAUGAUGUGCACGCACUGAUUCUCGGAAGAGCUAUCACUGGACUCAAUGGAUUCUUUUAA
This is a messenger RNA of Caenorhabditis remanei, 1239 nucleotides long. RefSeq lists its product as uncharacterized. Gene Ontology annotation, biological process: fatty-acyl-CoA biosynthetic process; fatty acid beta-oxidation using acyl-CoA dehydrogenase. The transcript has 4 exons. Bases 1 to 1239 code for a protein of 412 amino acids. NCBI's taxonomy places the organism in Eukaryota, Metazoa, Nematoda, Chromadorea, Rhabditida, Rhabditidae. The record is from RefSeq and is a predicted model, not a curated record. Gene Ontology annotation, cellular component: mitochondrial inner membrane. Gene Ontology annotation, molecular function: fatty-acyl-CoA binding; flavin adenine dinucleotide binding; glutaryl-CoA dehydrogenase activity.